Molecule: messenger RNA, 2801 nt
Organism: Stylophora pistillata
Lineage: Eukaryota; Metazoa; Cnidaria; Anthozoa; Scleractinia; Pocilloporidae
Biological process (GO): double-strand break repair via homologous recombination; interstrand cross-link repair
Molecular function (GO): double-stranded DNA binding; single-stranded DNA binding
Source: RefSeq, a predicted model, not a curated record
AUGUUUGCUUCGUGUAGGAUUUCAGUGGAUCCAAAAAUCUUCUACCAGGUCAUUGCACUGAGUACGAAUUAUUAUGCAGCUCACAUUGGAGGUGGCCAAUCAGAAUUUCCCUUAGCUGCAACGUCGAGUUCUCUUCGUGCAGACUCUGGGUUCAACAUCAGCUACCCUGCUGCUGGUGAAAUGAGAUUGAAAGCGCUGCGAAAGGGAGAGUUAAAACGACAAAAAUAUGAAUGUAUGGAUCAAUUGAAAGCUAUUAUGGAAAGAGUGCGACUGAUUUUGGACGAUUUUAACACCGCUCAGGCCGAGUUGGAAGUUCCAGAAAACAAAGAAGCGGACAGUUCCAGUGACGAGGAAAAUGAAGACAGCGGUAAAGAUGAAGACAAUGACGAAGACCAAUGGGAUGAGGAAGAGGAUAGACAGGAGGAGAACGGAAACAUGCCAGGACGGAUCCUACGUAAGGUCUCUCAAAGGACGUUAGUAAAGCAAUCAAAGCGCCGCAGAGUUUACAAGCUUAUUAAGUCUUACCUGGAACUUUGUAUCGAAAGAGAAGAUAUUUUGCGGCAGAUGCAGUCAUGGAUCGAGUCCACAGUUGACGAGGAGCUGCUUAAACCAGCUCAAAUCUUCAUGUUCAGCCCUGAUCUUCUAUUGGAUGACCUGCCUCUCAGUCUGACGUCAGAAAUGCAAGCACUCGGUACCACCUUAGAGCGACUGAAGGGUAUAGCUGACUCAUUAGGAAUUGGGAUGGGUUCGAUUGAAGAUGAAGGUGAAUCGGACUCCAGCACACCACCGGUCAAAGGUCAAAAAGGGCCUCGCAUGCUGAAAACAAUUUAUAAUGUUGAGGAACUGGAAAUUGCAGAUAACUUGAUCCAGGCCCAAGGGGAUGUGGAUCAAAUUCUUCAGCAAGCAGUUAAAACUAUUCCUUUUCGAAGGGUUCGCCUGUGUGUAGAAAAAGCCAGAAAACAAUUCUUAUUGAUGACGAAAAUGAUGAGAAGGAGAAAUGAAACCAUUUGUAAGAUGGACGAAAAAAUUAUCGAUCUUGAGUGCCAAGUGGUAAAAACCAAGAAAAACAACGAAGAACUUAGGAAGAACAAUAAUAAAGCCAAAUUAAAAGCUGAAAAACUUCAAUACCAGAAUCAAGAUCUGCAAGACCACGUGAAAGAACAACAGAAGAUGAUCAGCGACCUCAACGAACAGUUAGAUGCUUACAAGAAAAAAGAAUCGUAUGGUUUAUAUAACAGCAGCAGAGAGUCCAUGGCGAGUUCUAAGGAAAGCAUGGAAAGGGUUUCAAUCGUCAGUCUUGUGGAUAAACCAUCACAACAGCUUGCUCCAACAGGAGAAAAAGUUUCCCUACAGACCCCUAAAUCAUCUAAGUCCCAAAUUGUUCCAGGUGAUGCACAGACCAGCGAAGAAAGCCAGAAAGAAAUAUCUCAGCUAAGAGAGAGGUUGGAAAGAAUACAGGACGAGUUAAAAGUCGAAAAAGAUAAGUUUGCAGCUUUCGAAAACGAAUUCGCAACCCUACAAUCAGAAAAAGUGGCAGUUGAGCAAGAACGGAGUCAAUUUGAGAUAAAACUGGAAGAUAUUCAACGGGGACAUGAACGGGCUGUGGAAGAGUUCAAUGAAAAAUUGGAAGACUUGGAAAAGGAGAACAAAAGGAUGACAAGCGAGAUAGAAUGCAACGAAGAAAUGAUCAAAUACCAGGAAGAAAGACUCAGUCAGUUUAUGGAAGAAAUUCCAUGCCUCGAGGAACGAAUGAUGUCUUCUCCUUCUACUACUGCGACAAAGAGUGUCGCAAACAUGGCGGGAACAACCCGAAGUGAACGCGGGAAAACCUCACUGCAACUGGGUCUGGAGUCACAAACAGCGCCGCAAAUGCUUGCUAAAGUAAAACAACAAUACGAGGCUGAACUACACAGUCUGAAAGAUCACCAGGCUAAAGAAAAUCAACGACAUCAAGCUGAAUUGAGACGCGUGGAACAAGAACACAAUAAAGACCUACAAAACAUUCACAAGGAAUGCUUACAGUUACUGCGGGCUCUCAAUAGAUUCAAAGAUUGUGUGGCGUCGCUACUGGACAGAGAGAAUAUGAGUGAAGAGGCGCAUAAUAUUCGUAAUCUUGCGCCACUUCCGCUGGACGAGAAUUUCGGGGACACACGGCAGAUGUUAGCGCGCGUGGCUAUCUUGUUCGGUGAGAUGCUGAUUUCAGUGGAAUUACAACUUACCAGAGGACUCAUGAGCAAGCGAUUGGCAUCAAAGGAUCCAAAUAUGGGUAGAAUGGAUCAGUCGACAGAGAGGAGGAUGUUGAAGGAUGAUGAAUCGAUGGCACAGAGGGCAACACCCGGACAGCUACGUAUUGAUGGCAAACAAGUAGAACUUCAUGUAUGGAAACUCUUAGAGGAAGGAAACCGACAAGAAGUUCUAGAAGUCAUCAAAGCAUUACAAACCAAGGUUUCAGAGGUAGAACAAACAGUUGAAAGAGUUAAAAAAGUCGACGAGGAGAAGAUAAAGAAGAAAGAAUCAGAGUUGAAGAGAGUUUUGAGAAGGGAAUUAGAAACCAGAAAAAACGUAGACGAACAAAAGAGUAUUAUAAAGAGCUUGGCUGCUAUUUGGAAAAGUCGUAGAAUCGGACAGAAGUACAUUCGCCGCGAGGAUCAGCAAAGAAAUCUAGAACUGCUUCAGGAGGCGAUGAAAGAAGAUCAACUUUCAAAAGAAUUAUAAGAGUACACAACAAAACUGAUCAAGAAAGCCAUGGACUACCCUCGCAAACGUUUCAUUGAGCUAGUUAAGAGGUACGUGAAUUACCG